AUGGUUCAAGCUUCGAGAGCGGACACUGGCAGUUCAAGUCGCGAAUACGGCAUGACCUUCGAGAUCGCACCCCCAGGUGCUUCACGUCCUGGGACACCGUUCACCCUCCCGGUGAUUGUCGCCGUCCGUCCUGUGGGCAGCACAAGAGCCAGUCCUACUCAGCAACUGGUCGUAAACAUCUCGCUGCGAAACGAGGCCGGGACGGCGGCAGUUCCGGGGCUGAUUGGCACGCUGACCUCGAGCGUGCGCAGUCGCAAUGGGAACACCAACAACGGCUACGGCCAGUUCAGACCUCUAACUAUCACUCAACCUGGACGGUACCGGCUGCGGGUGAUGCUAGGAGCUGCUACGGCCAGUGGGGUUACCACGCGAGAAUACGUAGACUCGGGAGUCAUUCACGUGCACGGAGGAGCUUCCCUCUCUCAGCGUCCAACACCGUCACAAGUAUCCAAACUCCAAAGCCUCGUUCCCGAAAACAUAGACAUCUCAGCGGCGGACAUUGCGGCCUGGCAGCGCGCAUAG
Molecule: messenger RNA, 522 nt
Organism: Aspergillus melleus
Lineage: Eukaryota; Fungi; Ascomycota; Eurotiomycetes; Eurotiales; Aspergillaceae
Exons: 2
Coding region: 1-522 (173 amino acids)
Source: RefSeq, a predicted model, not a curated record